CCAUUUGUCUAUCAUGGUACUUUUGACAAUGGGGAGAUAGAUUCUGGCCUGCUAUGUUAGCCAUUCUCAUUCAUAUCCGUUAGCAGAGAAAAGCCACUGAUUCGGCAAUGUUUCUUUUUGUUGUGUAGCAUGACUAAUAUUCACUUAACUACCCAAGCAGUGCUCCUUUUGUGGUUUAGGGGAGCUCCAUUUUAUCAUUACUAUACUACACUGAUAUACCACUAAACUGUAACAUGUAAAAACCUAUAUGCUGUUAAGUUAGUAUAUUGUCAUUUCAUGGCUCAUCUCAUUUUGUGUGCUUUUGAUGUUAACUUGCAGCAAUAUCCAAGAGUAUAUUUGACAAAUUCUGGUUCCCAUCCAACUCUAGUUAUAGUUAAAGAGUCAUGGUCACCAUUUCUCCUUGGCAACAAUGUAGCUUCUGGUGAGCUUGGGAGAAACACCAGUCGCUCAGAUCACCUCUUUGAUUCUUUGAGAUUUUCUUUGUUGACCGAAGCUAUGGUUGAAGCAUCGAAUGACACAGGUGCUAAUAAUGGGCUUAAGCAUAUAGAGAACAUGGUGCUGUUCCAAUAUCUCGUUCUCACACUUGAGGCUGAUUUUGUACCUCGUCAUAUUGCAUAUAAAGAGUCAUUAGACUGGGUGAUUAUCAGGGAAUCUGUUUUAAGCGUGCUUCUGGGAUCGCGAAAACUGGUAUUCAAAAUGUUUGUCAAGAACUGCAUAUCCCUUCUGAACCAACAUCAGCGGGAAGUUGAAGAUGACAUAUCUUCUAAAUCAGCAUCUGAUUUAGAUUCUUCCUUAACCUUUUCAUUGCUUGAGUUUGAAAGAGAAGCGCUUAUAUCCGUGAAAAAACUUUUCAUUAUGGUUAUAAACCUUGACUUGAUUAGGAAAGAAGCAGACAAAUUGGGCCUGACUUCAAGGGCUGAUGGCCUCAGGAAUCCUAUCCUGGAAGUUAUUCUAGAGGAGCUAACUUACAACACAAUCUACUUAUCCCCAUUUCUUUUGGCCUUCACGGAGUGGAAGUGGAAAUUGCAGAUUAUCCUGCUGUACUUCUCAAGAUAUCAAGUUAAGUCUGCAGUCCGUACUCGGAGGUCAGAUAAUUCUCAACAAGAUUUGACAGUGGAAAGCGCUCUGAGUAUGUUUUCAUCAGAAGCAAGCGCAAAGGCCAUGGUUAAGAUGAUGUGUCCAGAAGUUGCUCAGCUUCUCUUAGCACAUGCAUACCAGGUCUGCCUAUCCGUUGAUGGUGAUUCUAGCGAAGCUAAUGAUGCAGCAAAAAUGAUGGGAGCGUCUCUUCUCGAGAUAUCUUGCAAGUUUGUGUUGGCUUUCCAGAAUCUGAGAAAAAUCAACACGAACAUUCAGAUUUCACAGUUUGAGAAAGAAGCUUUGUUCACUGCAGCAACGCUGACAAGAAAACUGCAGAACGGGUGAAGAUUGGAGACUUGGAAGUAUUCAUUUUGGAUUUUGGAGACUUGGAAGCGAUGGGAUCAAAUGGUUUAUCUUAAGAGAACGAUGGAUCUUUGUCUCGUCUAUUGCACGGCAAAGUAUGUUACCUGUGUAUAUAUAUUUCGGUUAUCUAUUUCCUCUGUAGUAGAGUAUCCGACCCUGACGUAAAGAACUGAAGCAUCUGGGUUGCUCAUCCCAGGGCAGAUAUCAAAUUCACUUGGUUUUCUGCUCGGCAAAUAUGUACUAAAGAAUGCUGGUUUCGUCUUACUCCCUUUGUUUCAAAUUACUUGUCGCAGGUAUGGAUGUAUUUAGAUGUAUUUUAGUUCUAGAUACAUCCAUUUCUGCGACGAGUAAUUUGGAACGGAGGGAGUAGAUGGUAACCAAGCAAACCAGCCCGGGUGUACUAGAAGAGGCUGAAAUCUAGGGCCUUGUUGUUAGCCCUGAGAGCAAUGCUAAUCUUGUUGUCCUCCGUACCUAAAUACAAGUCUUUUUAGAGAUUUCAAUGUGAA
Messenger RNA from Triticum dicoccoides, 1946 nucleotides. Its product is annotated as negative regulator of systemic acquired resistance SNI1-like. The record is from RefSeq and is a predicted model, not a curated record. Gene Ontology annotation, cellular component: Smc5-Smc6 complex; nucleus. Lineage: Eukaryota; Viridiplantae; Streptophyta; Magnoliopsida; Poales; Poaceae. The coding region runs from base 277 to 1422 and encodes 381 amino acids. Gene Ontology annotation, molecular function: transcription cis-regulatory region binding. Gene Ontology annotation, biological process: negative regulation of systemic acquired resistance; DNA damage response; negative regulation of DNA-templated transcription. The transcript is spliced from 12 exons.